AUGUCCUUGGGUGGAAUCCUUUUAUGUAUCACAGGUUCUGAAGCGAUGUUUGCAGAUCUAGGACACUUUUCACAGUUGUCAAUACAGAUUGCUUUCACAUGUGUGGUUUAUCCUUCUUUGAUUCUCGCAUAUAUGGGACAAGCUGCUUAUCUAUCCAAGCACCAUGACAUCCAAAAUGCAUAUAGAGUUGGAUUUUAUGUUUCUGUACCUGAUAAAUUAAGAUGGCCAGUGCUAGUAAUUGCCAUACUUGCCGCUGUAGUGGGAAGCCAGGCUAUCAUUACUGGAACUUUCUCGAUCAUCAAGCAGUGCUCUGCUCUUGGAUGCUUCCCAAGAGUCAAAAUUGUCCAUACAUCCUCCAAAGUACAUGGUCAGAUUUACAUUCCAGAGAUCAAUUGGCUUCUGAUGCUGUUAUGCUUGGCAGUUACUAUUGGCUUCAGAGAUACCUGGCGCUUGGGUAAUGCAUCAGGUUUGGCAGUUAUAACUGUUAUGCUGGUCACCACCUGCCUGAUGUCUCUGGUCAUUGUUUUGUGCUGGCACCAGAGCGUAUUCCUUGCAAUUGCCUUUGUUGUCUUUUUUGGAACUAUUGAGGCUCUCUACUUCUCUGCUUCACUCAUCAAGUUUCUUGAAGGAGCGUGGGUCCCAAUUGCGCUUGCGUUUGUAUUCAUGAUUGUCAUGUAUAUCUGGCACUAUGGCACAUUGAAGAAAUAUGAGUUUGAUGUCCAAAAUAAGGUCUCUGUUGACUGGCUCCUCAGCUUGGGUCCCAGUCUAGGCAUUGUUAGGGUUCACGGCAUUGGUCUCAUACACACUGAGCUUGUUGCCGGAAUCCCAUCUAUUUUCUCCCACUUUGUCACAAACCUCCCUGCAUUUCACAAAAAGGAUGACCUAGAGUUUGAGAAAGAUCUAGUGUGUAGUAUAGCAGAGUUUAUAAGGACAGGAAAAGCGGGAACUAACAGCUUUGACGAAGACUCUGGUAAGGAAUUUGAGAAAAUGGCGGUUGUUGGAACACCUUCAACCCGGUUGGAAGGGAUUCAAGUGCGAGAGGAUGAGGUGGACAAGCCAGAGUCGUCAAUCGCAUCGGAGCUCAAGGAGAUUCGUUCUCCAGUGGUACAAAGAAAAAGGGUAAGGUUUGUAAUACCUGAGAGCCCGAAGAUGGACCGGGGUGCCCAGAAGGAGUUGGAGGAGUUGAUGGAGGCUAGGGAGGCUGGGGUGGCUUAUAUAUUGGGGCAUUCUUAUGUGAGAGCAAAGCAGGGUUCAAGCCUGCUAAAGAAGCUUGUGAUUAAUUAUGGGUAUGAUUUUCUGAGAAGGAACUCUACAGCUCCCACCUGUGCCCUAAGUGUACCUCAUGCAUCUACUCUAGAAGUUGGAAUGGCUUCCUAUCCAAUAAUGUCUUCAGAAGAUCUCUUAGGACAAUUUAUAGAAGGUUCUUUGGGAGUUUCAUCCUGUCUUUCGGAUAAACGCCGGCACAGGAUGUCAAUGAGGAUUGAUAAUCUCCAUAGUCGUGGAAUCCUGUUUCAGUUGGAUAAGGGCAUAUUUAACACAUGCAAAUUCGACGGGUUGGUGAGAGUAAAGUCCCUAUGGGCUGAUUCAUGUGGCAACAACUUGGCCAAAACUCACCCACCUACUGGGUUUUGGCCAAGAAGGCAGGUUGACCACCAAACUGUCCAAACCCAUGUGAGUACUUCACAUCAGAACUUCAAAUGCUAA
Molecule: messenger RNA, 1704 nt
Organism: Thlaspi arvense
Lineage: Eukaryota; Viridiplantae; Streptophyta; Magnoliopsida; Brassicales; Brassicaceae
Source: the annotation of a GenBank genome assembly